This is a messenger RNA of Lottia gigantea (owl limpet), 8478 nucleotides long. RefSeq lists its product as hypothetical. Bases 1 to 8478 code for a protein of 2825 amino acids. Gene Ontology annotation, cellular component: catenin complex; plasma membrane. Lineage: Eukaryota; Metazoa; Mollusca; Gastropoda; Lottiidae. The record is from RefSeq and is a predicted model, not a curated record. Gene Ontology annotation, biological process: homophilic cell-cell adhesion. The transcript has 19 exons. Gene Ontology annotation, molecular function: cadherin binding; calcium ion binding.
AUGACAGUUGUUCACAAGACAGUUGAUCCUGUUCACAUGACAGUUGUUCACAAGACAGUUGAUCCUGUUCACAGGACAGUUGUUCACAAGACAGUUGAUCCUGUUCACAUGACAGUUGUUCACAAGACAGUUGAUCCUGUUCACAGGACAGUUGUUCACAAGACAGUUGAUCCUGUUCACCAGACUGUUGUUCCUGUUCACCAGACAGUAUUAAAAGUGUUGGAGAAAGUGUUUUUUUGUUAUUAUCAUGAUAAAUUCCAAGUGUCUGCUACUGAUCCAGAAUGUGGCAAAACUGCUCCUGUAAAAUAUUUCCCCACCGGUGCUUCCGAUCUUCCCUCAGUUUUCACUCUUGAUGAAUCAACUGGCCAGAUUUGUAUCCAAUCAAAUUUAGACUAUGAAACAACGUAUAGUUAUAAUUUUCUCGUCAAGGCUGUAGAUUUAGAUGGACUCCAGACGACAACUGCCAUCAAAAUAACAGUAACAGACGUCAAUGACAACAAACCAGUUUUUGAUCCGUCCAGUUAUAAAGUGAAUGUGGAAGAAGAUUUUAGCGUUGGGAAGACAAUCUUGAACGUCCAGGCCCAGGAUCAAGAUUCAGGGUUUUUCGGAGAUGUUUUAUACACGAUUGAAACGGGAAAUAGUCAGGGUUAUUUUGACAUCGAUAGAACUUCUGGAGUUAUCUCCCUUGCCAAAAGUCUACCGAACGUAGAAAGAACGUACCAGUUGUUGAUACAAGCGUCUGAUGGAGAUGGUGUGGAAUCAACCAAUCCAGCGACAGUUAUUAUCAGUGUGAUUAGACCCAACUCUGAACGCCCGAAGUUUGAGUUUAACCAAUAUAGUUUUGACGUAGCAGAAGACGUCAACCCCAGCACACUUGUUGGAAGUGUAAUAGCUACAACUCAGUCUCCAGGCUCUAAUAUACAGUACGAGAUCCUAUCAACCAAUCAGAAUUGGUUUCGUAUCAAUAACCAAGGUAGUAUCUAUACUGUCGGGAGGAUUGAUCGUGAAACUAAACCUUCGGUAUUACUAAACAUCCAGGCUGAAUCUGGUCUCAACCCGGUCUGGGCCACGACUCAGGUCAAUAUUACCAUAGCAGACGUGAACGAUAACAAACCAGAAUUUACCAUAUAUGGUGAUGGAAUCAGGUUGCCAGUUAAAGAAGAUGUUGUCGUGGGAACGUCUAUAUAUGGUGUCCAUGCCAAUGAUAAGGAUGAUGGCUUAAAUGGAACUGUUCGAUAUAAACUUCUUACCAACCCGAAAGAUUUGUUUGAUAUUGAUGCCUUGAGUGGUGAAAUUCGUCUAAAAAAUGAACUGGAUUACGAAACCAAUGAUCAAUUUCUGCUGAAGAUUGUCGCUCAUGAUCAAGGGACUCCACAACAGGAGAGUUCCACGGCAACAGUAACCAUUGAUGUCAUUGAUGUGAAUGAUAAUGUUCCAAUUUUUACGAAAAGAAUUUAUGAUUUUAACGUGAAGGAAAAUGCAGAAUUGAAUUCGAAGUUUGGGACAGUGAAUGCCACAGAUAAAGAUUCUUCCCAUCAUGGUGGACAAAUGAGCUUUGGUUUUGCUGAGUCACCCUACACUGACAUUUUUGGCAUGUAUCCAACUGGAGAACUGUACGUUAAAAGAGAUCUGGAUCGAGAAAUCCAGGAUUUGUACGUCAUUAAUGUGGUUGUCACAGAUAUUGGUCAAAUUCGUCUGUCCUCGACUGCUACUGUUCGAAUUCAUGUGACUGACGCCAAUGACAACCGACCCAGUUUCACCCAAUCAGAGUAUCAUUUUGAUAUUGAGGAAAAUCAGCAGGUUGGAAGCACGGUUGGACAAGUAGUAGCUCUAGAUCGUGAUACUGGUAUUAAUGCUGAACUUCAUUAUUCAUUUAAAACAUCCCAAAACAAGUUUGUUAUCAAUCCUCACAAUGGUGAGAUAACAACCAAAACUAAACUGGAUCGCGAAGAUCAGGGUAGUUACCAACUAGAGGUCAAGGUCGUUGAUAAGGGUGCAACUCCACUCGAUGGUGCCACUAAAGUCAAAAUCACGGUUCUCGACAUGAAUGACAACAAACCUAAAUUUCAAGGAAGGCAACCUUACUCUGAGAGUGUGUUGGAGAAUAAACCGAAAGGAACAGAAGUGAUUCAGAUGGUAGCUACCGACCCAGACGCUGCUGAAAAUGGUUUUGUUUCUUAUGUUUUAGACCCAGCCUCCACCAGUGCAGAUGGUUUACAAAAUUUUGCCAUUCAUCCAAAAACAGGUUGGAUCACGACAAAAGAGGUCUUGGAUUAUGAGCAGAGGUCACGAUAUCUGUUGGUCGUUAUCGCUAAAGAUGGUGGGAAUCCAGGCACCGACAACAGAGCAGAAGUAGAAAUUAAGGUAAAAGACGAUAAUGAUGAAGCUCCGUUGUUUCAUGCCUCCAAGGUCACCUUUGAUGUCAUUGAGAAUUCCCCGAUUCGCACCACUGUUGGACGAGUUCAAGCUCAUGAUCUGGAUUCAGGAGAAAAUGGCAGAGUUUCUUACUAUAUUAUGUCUGGAAAUGUUUUUAGUCUUUUCGCUGUGGACAUGUCGUCAGGGGAAAUUUACAGUAUCAGAGAAAUCGACUAUGAAGAAUCUUCGUCUCAUGUCCUGGGAAUAAAAGCCAUCGACAAUAACAUCCUGUAUCCACGUAGCAACAACAUUAGCGUCACCAUCAACAUCAUUGACCUCAAUGACAACCAACCCAAAUUUGAAAAAGAUCCCAUAAUUCUUCAAACUAUUAAAGAGAACUCCAUGAUUGGUCAGGUAGUUUAUACAUUCACAGCAGUCGAUAGAGAUUCUGGUUUGAACGGCACAGUUCAAUAUUCCAUCAAAUCAGAGACUUCUUCAGGACCAGAACCGAACCACGGUUCAUACUUCACCAUUGACAGUAACUCCGGGCAACUUAAAAUAGCCAAUAAUAUCGACUAUGAGAAAGUUCAUCAGAUUUCUUUGAUCGUCAAGGCUCAGGAUCGAUGUCCGUCACCUAGCAACAUAUUAGAGAGUUCUGUUACCACGGUAGUAUUUAUUAUGGAUACCAACGACAACUAUCCAAUCUUCGAGUCACGAACUUCGAUACAUGUAUCAGAAGACGAAUCUGUCGGCUAUCCCAUCAUGCAUGUGAUAGCGGUAGAUAAAGAUUCAAAUAAAGAUAAAAGUGGGAACAACAUUAUUGUUUAUAAUAUUAUCUCUGGAAACGAGGACAAACAUUUUAAACUGGAUUCUAAUUCAGGUUUACUGACAAUCUCCAGUCAACUGGACCGAGAGAAAAAAGAGCGUUAUUUUUUAAAUAUAAGUGCUGAGGAUCAUGGUUCACCAAAACGAACAUCGUACAAACUGUUAAAUAUAAUAAUAGAUGAUGUCAACGACAAUAUACCACAAUUUAAUAACAACACUUACUACGCUACUGUCCCCGAAAACACUGGCCCUGGAGCUACAUUAAUCACUGUUACAGCUGUAGACAAUGAUAUAGGUGACAAUGGAAAAUUAACAUAUUUAAUCCCAGAAGGCAUUGCUGAUAAUUUAUUUGAGAUUGAGGCUAAAACUGGUGUAAUAACAACGAGGACAGAGCUUGAUCGAGAAAUCAGAUCGGCAUAUAUUAUUACUGUUUAUGUACAAGACGGAGGUUAUCCUACUCAAUAUGACAUGACAACUGUAGUUAUAGAAGUUGAAGAUAUCAACGAUAAUUCACCAAUAUUCCAGAGUUCCUCUUAUAGUUUAAAUAUUCCUGAAAAUCGACCAGAAUCUUCUGUCAUGGCGUUUGUAGCCCAUGAUGCUGAUGAUGGAGAGAACGCUGUUUUAUCUUAUAGUAUUAUUGGAGGAAAUGACGGUCACUUUUUAAUCAAUGGUAAAACAGGGGAGCUAACUUGUACACCAUUAGAUAGAGAAGUUAAGAAGUUGUAUAAUUUAACAGUAUCUGCUGUCGACGGAGGAACACCAUCACGUAGAGGACAAGCCAACGUCUUUAUUCAAGUUUUAGACGAGAAUGACAACAAUCCUGUAUUUUCACGAUCAGAAUAUUCUAAAACUAUUAAAGAAGAUAUCGCUAAGGGGGAGGUGGUCCUGCAGGUUUCCGCCACGGAUAAAGAUUAUGGACACAACGGAGAAGUGACUUUCUCUCUCGGAAAUGAUACAGAGGGGUUUUUCAGCGUUAACAGUACUUCUGGAGAAAUUAUUACUACUGGUGUGUUUGAUCGUGAAAAGAAAGGGCAGUAUAAUUUUGAAAUUAUCGCUCAUGAUGGUGGAAUAUCAGGUCCCAGGAACGCGUCGGCUAUCGUAAGAAUUACUCUUCAGGACGUCAAUGACAACGCUCCAGUUUUUAACCAAGUUCCGUAUCGAGUUGACGUGCCACCAAACACUGAUGCCAACAAACAAAUUCUGAUUGUAGGCGCCAAAGAUCCUGAUUUAGGUGAAAAUAAGAAACUGACAUACAAUCUUCAAUCAGAGUCAGGAUCAACCAGUCUUCAGUAUUUUAGAAUUGAUCCCCAGACGGGUGAGAUUGUCACCAAACAGUCACUGAGUAACGCUGGUGUUUAUCAUAAUUUGAAAGUGGUAGUACUGGAUAAUGGGAAUCCAAGACUGAGUUCUACAGGAGUAGUAGAGAUCACUGUAGGAACGACCACCCCAAAUCCUCCGUUAAAAUUUAAACAGGUCCAUUACAGUGUGGAGAUUAGAGAGCACUCCCCAACUCUAACACCAGUAAUACGAGUAUCUGCCACCUCCAGUGUUUCAGGGACAAUACGUUAUAGUUUCGCUAACGGCAAUGAUGAUCAGAUUUUUAGUAUUGACCAAAAUACAGGAGAAAUCAAGGUAGCUAACUCUGAUAAGUUAGACUAUGAAGUGAGUCAGAGUGUAAGAAUGGUCGUGGCAGCUGAACAAUAUAAAAACCACGCCUACGCCACGUUACAAGUUAACCUUACUGAUAUCAAUGAUAACUCUCCCAAGUUUGCUCAGACUAAAUAUGUAUCUGCCGUCUGGGAAAGUAACGAACCAGAAACUUACGUUACCAAGGUUCUAGCACGUGAUGCUGACAGUGGAUAUAAUGGCAGAAUAACGUAUAAUAUAAUCGGAGGAAAUAAAGACCGAGCCUUCGUUAUUGACCCACCUCAUACUGGUAUCGUCAAGACAAAUAUUGACAAGUUAGAUAGGGAGAUACGAGAUAGUUAUAGAUUAGUGAUACAGGCUAUAGAUGAAGGGGAACAACCCAAAUCUAGUUCCUGUAUACUUAGUAUCAGUAUUAUUGACGUCAACGAUAACCAACCCUACUUCCCCCCACAGAAACCUGUCUUUCUUAAAGAGAAUAUGGAAAUUGGUUCUCACGUAACCACGGUAACAGCUAGUGACGUGGACCCAGACCACAGUUUGAUCUAUGAUUUCUCGACAGACGGAAACCCAGAAAACACAUUCAACAUCGAUAGAUUGAGUGGAAGGAUAACUCUAGCGAAACCAGUAGAUCACGAACAACGUAAACAUUAUAUGAUUGAUAUAAAGGUUUCUGACGGACUCCACACAGAUUUUAAACAAGUAGAUAUUAAUAUUGAUGAUAUAAACGAUAAUUCACCAGACUUCAGUCAAAAAUCUUAUCAGGUCUCCCUACCAGAAUUAACGAGUAUGAAUUAUCCAGUAAUAUCAGUAAACGCGACAGAUAAAGAUACUGGUCAGAAUUCUGAUAUAACCUACUCUAUAUCUGAUAAUCCUCUUGAUAGUUUUUAUAUUGAUAGUAAUAACGGAACCAUUUUCACGAAGAAAUCUAUAAAUAAUACAACAGACGAAUCUAUAUUACAACUGGUUGUCACGGCAACAGAUAAUGGCCGACCACGUCUGUCGUCAAUGGUUACAGUACAUAUUCAAAUAACGAGUGUCAAUAAGUUCGCUCCCAUCUUUGAUGAACAGUUAUACAUGAAAAAUAUCAGCGAAGCUAGUAACCGUGGUGAUCUAUUAUUACAAGUUCGUGCUACAGAUAAAGAUAAUACACAUCACCAUGACGAUAUAGAUUAUACCUUGAUUAGUGGCAGUACCGAUAUAUUUCAAAUACGUCGUAGAACCGGAGAAAUAUUCCUGAAUGGUGACCUUGACCGAGAGAAAGUAGGUCAAUAUACUCUCAAGGUCAUGGCCACAGAUCGCGGAGAUACUCCGAAAAGUUCCACGUCGAAUAUCAACAUUAUAGUGACAGACGUGAAUGAUAACGCUCCAUAUUUUCUUGAAAAGGAUUAUUUUAAAAUUCUGCCUGAAAAUUUCACGUCUGAACAAGUUUUUCUGAUAGUUGGUGCGGAAGAUGCAGAUAUUGGUCCAAAUGCUGAUAUUCAAUAUACCAUUACGUCUGGAAACGGAAAAGGAUUGUUCAUCAUUCACGGAACGAAAGGAGAAAUCUCCAUCAUGACUGGAAUGGAGCUGGAUUAUGAAACCGACCAAUCACAUCGCUUGAUCAUUCGAGCCGUGGAUUGUAAAUCGUGCCCGCAGGAAGUGACCAAGUUAUCUGCCUUUGUUACCGUGGAUAUUAACGUUACUGAUAUUAACGAUUCCAAACCGAAAUUUCCUGUUGAUCAUUAUGUAGAAAGUGUGUAUGAAAAUCGCCCAGUGAGAAGUAUCGUGUUUCAGGCCCACGCUAACGAUCGUGAUAGUGGAAUGUUUGGAUUAGUUCGAUAUUCCUUGAUUCCAGGACAAGAUUCAGACUAUUUCACCAUGGAUAGUGACACAGGGUAUGUUCGUACUCAGAUGAGUUUCGACUACGAGGAGCGUAAAGCGUAUCGUGUGAGAAUAUCCGGUGUAGAUAUUGGAGGAUUGCGAAGUGAAGCGAAUGUGACCAUUUUGAUUCGAGACGAGGAUGAAUUCGCUCCGACCUUCAUCAAGAAGACGUAUGACUUUGAUAUCCAGGGCAAUGCUAAAAAAGGGGAUAUCCUGGGUCAAGUCGGUGCUCUUGAUGAAGAUGGUGGAGAAGCUGGAAAAGUUUAUUUCUAUUUCAAAUAUCCGAGCAGUUACGAUUAUUUCGCAGUUAACGCGUCCUCAGGUGUGAUCAGUGUUGCGCGUAGUUUCCAUGAAGACGUUCCAGAAGACAACAGAGUUAAAAGAGCUCUGAAAGAGGAGGAAACUACUAUUGUUGUCAUAGCAACAUCAGGAUUAGAUAACUCUAUGGAAUCUACAGCCACCAUUGCUGUGAAAAUCGACAGAACAUGUGACGGUUGUAAAUAUGUCCCGAGUACUAAAGAGGAAGGAUUGAGUCCCGUCGUUCUGGCUCUUGUGAUAGUCGUGUGUAUUAUCAUAGUUAUAGUUGUCAUAGUGAUUGCGGCUGUCUUAUUUAUCCGUAAGCGUAAACAUAAAGCGAAAAAAGCUCAACCAGAGCCUCGGCAAUAUGAACCUUCAUUUGAUCAAAUCCCACCUGCAAUUUUACAUCCCAACGUAGGACCCCCGCCUUAUAGACAAGUCAGUCCGUACGAUCGUAACAUCGCUAACAUCACUAGUUCCGACAUUUCUAAUCAUUCCCAUAAUUCAGCAUCAAGUGGGCGUGGCUCUGCAGAGGAGGAAGAAGACGAGGAAAUCCGAAUGAUUAAUUCCAACAAUUUUAUCAACCAUUCUCAAGGAUAUUUACGGAGGAAAGCGAUGCCGGAUUCAGGAAUACAACAAGAUGACGACAGCAUGUCUGAACCGAGCGUACAAAAUCAUCAGGAAUAUCUAGCAAGAUUGGGUAUAGACUCAACCAAAAUCGGGAAUAAAAAUAAAAAGAAGAAUGUGGCUCCCUCUGUUGAGAGUAUGCACCAUUUCUCUGAUGAAGGUGGUGGGGAGGGAGAUAUAGGAAUAGAUUAUAACAAACUGACUGAUGGGGAGACGGAUGAUGAGGUUGCUAUGAUUGAUAAAAAUCGUGUUUUAGACUUUCCGAACCCUGAGAAACAACACGCAGGUUCGUUAUCCAGUGUAAUUAAUAGUGAGGAAGAAUAUAGUGGAUCUUAUAACUGGGACUAUUUAUUAGAUUGGGGUCCACAAUAUCAACCCCUAGCUCACGUCUUCGCUGAAAUCGCCAAAUUAAAGGACGAUAAUGUUACACCGAAAAAACAACCAAUCAGAACAGUGCCGCAAAAACCAUUACUUAAUAAACUUAAUCCACAAGUCAAGAUGGUGCCGCCCCCUAUGAUUACAAACACACCCCCUAAGGCCAUCAGUCAGCCGGCGUCUCGGACUAGUCAUUCUUCAUCUAGCAGUAACCAAUCACAACGAGCCAGUACCAUGGAUACUUCAUUACCAAGUCUACCUAGAUCUCCCAUUAGUUAUGAAUCAAACUAUAACUCUCCAGCAUUGACUCCUUCCUUUACCCCGUCUCUCUCACCCCUCGCGGCUCACACCCCUUCCACCAUUUCCCCCGCCGUCAGUUCUCAAGUUAACUCUGGACCUAACUCCGGUCAAAACACUCCGGGUCGUAUUGUCAUCAGAAACGGACAAAUUGCUUUGACUUCUGCAUCCGAUCCCCAAGAAUUCCGAAUAUAA